Molecule: messenger RNA, 345 nt
Organism: Cooperia oncophora
Lineage: Eukaryota; Metazoa; Nematoda; Chromadorea; Rhabditida; Trichostrongylidae
Source: the annotation of a GenBank genome assembly
AUGGAUGAAGGUUUAUUGCAAAUCGACUUACAACAUAUGACACGUAUAAGAGAAAUUCUUGGCAAUAAUGGGCGGUUCCGUUUGAUGACGGACGAAGGGCUUUGUCAGCAGUUGCCGAAGUGGAUAGAACAGUAUUCACCUCAAGAAGAGCUGGAGUUGUCCGAGGUGAACCUUGAGCCGGAGAUUGAAAUCGAAGAAGACACUUUACUCAGUGGAUACGAUACAAAUAUGUCGCUUGAGCCAUCUCUACUUUUGGAUGCGUUCAAUAACUAUGCCAUGGAGUGCCUUCCGUACGACUUCAUGAGUGACCUCGAAUCAAAAAGUAAUAUAACUGUCAAGGGAUAG